UGCCCUAAUGGCUCCCGCUCAGUGCGCGGCGCCAGCGCUUGUCUUGUCCCGGCUGCGUCUCUGGGCCCCACGAGCCCCUCCUCACAUGGCAACUAUUGUGGCUACUAGUCCAGGCGGCUUAGCCUCUGGAGGGGGUCCAGGACCCGCUCCAGCUGACCUCUGACUCCCUGGGGCCAACUGAGCCCUGGUCUUCCCUCUCCUCCGAUCUCCCACGCGAAUCGCCGCCAUGAGCUAACUCCCCGCCCCCGGGCAGACCCUGGGGAGCUUUGAUUACCUGGGGUCUUCUGCUUCCUCCCAGAUGUCAGCCCCGCUUCAGGAAUCGACUGAGACUUUGGCUCAGAGUUUGGUUCCAUUCCUGGACACGGAUUCAGCUGGAGAGCUGCCCCGGGGCCAGAGCAGUUCGCUGCUGCACACCGGGAUCUGAAUGGCAAGCUGACUCGGCGCAGAAGUCUCCCAGAGGUGGUUGCAAUGCUAGACUGGGAUCAGAAGCAGGCCCUAACUCGGCCUCUUCGCCUCAAAAGUAAGUUUCUAACUGUAGAUCUAGAUCAGGCUGCAGAUCAUCAGGCAUAUGAAAUACUUGUUCCACCUCCAGAUAGAAAUCAAAAGCAAGGAACUUUACUGUUUCGCCCAAGAACCGGAAGAAAGAUCUAGCUCAGCAUCAAAGGCUUGCCAAGGUUGUUGUUGGAACUCCAUACCGAUUUGUAUCAAAACCUCAGCGUCAGAAACAAACUCUGCAGGAUGGGUAUUUAGAUUCAAGUAUGGAUAUACUGUAUCUGGGUAGCCUGCCUCCAGAACUCCAGGUGAACUCAGAUGAGCCUCCAGGGCCUCCUGAGCAAGUUGGACUUUCUCAGUUCCAUCUAGAGCCUGAAACUCAAAAUCCAGAAACCAUUGAAGAGAUCCACUCCUCUACUCCAGCAAGAAGCUGCAGCGCAGCUUCCACAGCUCCCUGGGGUGGUAGAACCUUCUUCAACCAAAGCUGGAGGCCCCAGCUCUGCCUUCACAGUCCCUUGAGGGGGUCCACUCUUCAACAGAGCAGGAGGCUGCAGCACAGCAGCUACCUGCCUUUGAAGAGAUCCUAGCUCCACCACUGAUACAUCAUGAGGUACAUGUUCCAUUGAAAAGUUGGAGUGAAGUUCAGCACUCACAUUUGCCCAGUGUCACAGUCAAACCUGUGGACAUGGAGCUUACGGUAACUCCAGAGCCAGGUAAGGAACUUACAACAAGCCAGGAACAGGCCCCAGCUCAGCCUCCAGAACACCCCAAAGAGGUGGGCUCUUCCUCAACCCAAUUAUAGGCCCCAGCUCAGACACCAGAGCACCCUAAGGAGAUGAAACCCUUUGCAACCCAGCAAGGGACCCCAGCUGAGCCUCCAGGUCCUCUUGCGGAGCCUGAACUUUCCCUCAGUCAACAGGAGAAGCCUUCUAAGUUUCCCAGGGAGGUUGAACCUUCUGAGACCCAGCAGGAGGUCCCAGCUCAGCCUCCAGGUCCUCUAUGGGGAGUGCAGCUCAAACUCCACCGAAUCAUGAGGUGACAAUUCACCCUCCAGGUGAAGAUCAAGCUCAUUAUAACUUGCCCAAUGUUACAGUGAAAUCUGUGAAUGUGGAGGUUACCAUAACUUCAGAGCCUACCAAGGACACUGAAUCUUCUCCAGCCCAGCAGGAGGCCCCAACCCAGCCUCCAGAGGAGAUGGAAACUUCUGCAACCCAAGAGGAGGCCCCAACUGAGCCUCCAGGUCCCUCCUGUGGAGCCUGAACUUUCCCCACAAGUGAGCAGGAGCAGCCAGAUAAGACUUCUGAGUUUUCCAGGGAGGUUGAACUUCUGAGACCCAGCAGGAGGCCCCAGCUCAGCCUCCAGAACAUCAUGAAGUCACAGUUUCACAUCCAGGUCACCAUCAAGCUCAGCAUUCAGAUAUGCCCAAUGUCACUAUUAAGCCUCCAGAUAUGCAGCUCACCAUAGCAACAGAGCCUACUGCAGAGGUGGGAACUUCUCCAACCCACCAGGAGGCUACAGCUCAGCUCUCAGGGCCAGUUAAUGAUGUAGAACCAUCUGCCACCCAGCACAGGGCCCACUUCUGCCUCCAGAGUCAUCGGAAGAAGCUGGACCUUUACCAGUUCAACAGGAGACGUCAGUCCAAUCUCCAGAACCUAUUAAGGAUGAGAACCCCUCUCCAACCCAGUAGGAGGCUGCAGCUAAGCAUCCACAGACCUCGGAGGAGGUUGAAUCUUCUCCAACCCAGCAAGAGGCCCCAGCUCAGCUUUCAGAGCUCCCUAAUGAACUUGUAGUUCAACCUCCAGACCAUCAUGAGGUAACAGUCUCUCCUCUAAGUCAUGAUCAAGUUCUGCCUCCAACAUUACACAAUGUCACUGUUAAACCUGUGGAUCACAUGGUUACCAUGACUCGAGUUCACUAAUCAGGUUGAAAUUUUAACCCAAUAGGGGGCCCCAGCUCAGUCCUUAAUGUCCCCUGAGCAGUUUCAACAUUUGAAAGACUAGCAAGAGAUUAUAAUUCGGCAGCUAAAUACCCCUGAAAAUGAUGAACUUCCUCCAUCAAGAGCCCACAACUCAGCCUCCAAUUCAGCUCUCCUCUGACUUUGUAAGUUCGUUGAAUGAUGAGAUGGUAUUUUCACCCCUAAAUCUGUCUUCAAUAUUCGGAAGUAAUUCAACUUUACCUAAUACCACAGUUAAAAAUGUGGAUAUGGCGGUUACUAUACCUACAGCAGUCACUAUGGAGGUUGAACCUUCUCCAGUCCAGCAGGACAACCCUUUUAUUCCCACUGAGCAGGCUGACUUUUCUCUAACCCAGCCUGAUCCCCCUUCCUCACCUCUGGAUUCUCCUGAAAGGACUGAAUCUCCAGCCCAGCAAGAGGCCCCAGCUCAGACUCCAGACCCCCCGAAGGAGGUAGAACCUUCUCUGGUCCAGCAGAGUUCCCAGCUGAGCCACCAGAGCCCCCUAAGGAGGUUGAACCAUCUGCAACCCAGCAGGAAGCCUCAGGUCAUCCUCCGAAGUCCACUGAAAAGGAGCAGCAUGAAACCUGGUUUCCAGUAGAAAGGUGCAAAAAGGAAAAAUUGGGAAGCUGCGGUGUACCACAGAGGACCAGCACAGUGUCUUAUAAAGAGGAUCUCUAUUUCUACUAUGUAACACUGUUGGCUUAGAAAUACCAUGUGCUGGGCCAGGCAUGGUGGCUCACACCUAUAAUCUCAGCACUUUGGGAGACCGAGGUGGGUGGAUCACCUGAGAUCGGGAGUUCAAAACCAGCCUAGCUAAUGUGGAGAAACCUUGUCUCCAUUAAAAAUACAAAAUUAGCCAGGCAUGGUGGCACCUGCCUGUAAUCCCAGCUACUCAGGAGGCUGAGGCAGGAGAAUUGCUUGAACCUGGGAGGCGGAGGUUGUGGUGAGCCAAGAUUGUGCCAUUACACUCCAGCCUGGGCAACAAGAGCGAGACUCCAUCUCCAAAAAAAAAAAAAAAAAAAAAAGAGAGAGAGAGAGAAAGAAAAAAAGAAAUACCAUGAGGAAUGUUAGUGAAAAACAAAUGUUAGUGAGGAAUAUUAGCGAAAAAAAGAAAUGCCAUGAGGAAUAUUAGUGAGUGACCUCGCCGUAGGGGAAGGGGAGACCUCUGUUCCUAGAUUACAAGAGCAUUUCCCUGAGCUAUAUCCAUGGUUACUACAGCAUUUCCUGAUUUUGCCUAACGGAUUACUUCUUCCCUAGGCUGUAAAAAUUCCCACACAUUUGACACACAGAGAGAAUAAGAGACAUAACGACCGCUGAUAG
Pongo pygmaeus (Bornean orangutan) is the source of this 3767-nucleotide messenger RNA. RefSeq lists its product as uncharacterized. Lineage: Eukaryota; Metazoa; Chordata; Mammalia; Primates; Hominidae. The record is from RefSeq and is a predicted model, not a curated record. The transcript is spliced from 2 exons. The coding region runs from base 2530 to 3045 and encodes 171 amino acids.